This is a messenger RNA of Oryctolagus cuniculus (rabbit), 1646 nucleotides long. Lineage: Eukaryota; Metazoa; Chordata; Mammalia; Lagomorpha; Leporidae. The record is from RefSeq and is a predicted model, not a curated record.
AACCGGGCGCCUCCCCCCGCUCCGGAGGCCGCGGCGCAGGUGGAACCGUCCCGGCGCGGCGGCUGGUCGGGGGGCCGGAGCUGGCUUCCGGCGCCGGCGCCGUCUGUGGCCGCGGUGGUCUGGUGCCGCCGCUAACGCGCCUCGAACUUCAGAGUCCGGUUGGCCCGCCCUGGUGGGGCCGCCGCCGCUGCAGGAUGAACUGUCGCUCGGAGGUGCUGGAGGUGACGGUGGAGGGCCGGCAGGUGGAGGAGGCCAUGCUGGCCGUGCUGCACACGGUGCUGCUCCACCGCAGCACGGGCAAGUUCCACUACAAGAAGGAGGGCACCUACUCCAUCGGCACUGUGGGCACCCAGGACGUCGACUGCGACUUCAUCGACUUCACCUACGUGCGCGUGUCCUCUGACGAGCUGGACCGCGCCCUGCGCAAGGUUGUCGGGGAGUUCAAGGAGGCCCUGCGCAGCUCCGGCGGGGACGGGCUGGGGCAGAUGUCCCUGGAGUUCUACCAGAAGAAGAAGUCCCGCUGGCCCUUCUCGGACGAGUGCAUCCCGUGGGAGGUGUGGACGGUGAAGGUGCACGUGGUGGCUCUGGCCACGGAGCAGGAGCGGCAGAUCUGCCGGGAGAAGGUGGGCGAGAGGCUGUGUGAGAAGGUGACCAAUGUGGUGGAGGUGAUGAACCGGCACGAGUACCUGCCCAAGAUGCCCACGCAGUCCGAGGUGGACAACGUGUUCGACACGGGCCUGCGGGACGUGCAGCCCUACCUGUACAAGAUCUCCUUCCAGAUCACUGACGCCCUGGGCACUUCCGUCACCACCACCAUGCGCAGGCUCAUCAAGGACACCCUGGCUCUGUAGCCCUGGCUGGAGCCCAGGGAGCUCCCGCUAGAACCCACACUGGGAAACUCGGGGCGCCGCCGAGGGGGCUGCUGCCAGCGGCCAUGUCCUACACACCCCCUGCGGGGCCCUCUGCCGUCCCCGCGUGGAAGCACACCACUGGGUCGGUGAAUAAAGUUGAGAGUGCAAGUUGGGGUUGAGCCGUCCUCCCCGGCGGUGUUUGGCCCCAGACGUCAGCCCUUCCAGUGUUCCUGCGAGGGCGCGGUGUGAUGGGCUUACACACCAGGGGUGCCUGGGCGGCUGGAGAGUCACACAGAGGCCGAAGAGGGUCGGUGAGCCCGCCCCCAGCUGCGUCCAGGUUUUAGGGGACCCCUGCCCCUCUGCUUCUUCCCAGGCGGGCUUGGAUUCUGGAGCCCUACACGCACAGCCUGCCUCCUGGAGCAUUCUCCCGCUGCCAAAACGCCAUCGCCCCGGCCCGGUUUGUGGUGCGGAUGACAGGCUAGGGGCCAGCUGGACUGUGGAGAGACCUGCACCUGGAACCCUCGUGUUCUGCUGUACCUCCUGAGAUGCGCCUGGAGUGCAUGAACCCGCCGGCCCGGGGACUGGGUGCUGGCCGUGCCCCCUCCGCCAGGCCUCUGGGGACGACGGGCCCGGCCCCUGCUCCGGUGCGGGGCGGCAGUGGUCUGAGGGGCCCGUGGCCUGUCCUGUGGAGGGCUGCGGGUCCGUGUCUCACAGGGAGGCCUGGGGUGCCCCAGCACCCGGCUGUGCCCCAUUGCUUCCUACCACUUGUUAUUAAAUGUGUGGGAGAAGAGUCUA